AUGGAUGAGGAAAAAACGGCCGCGGUGUCCGCAGUGAACACUGUGAGAGAAAUUAUUAUCUCUCCGCCGAAAGACAAGCCAUAUUACAAGUUAAAGGAGGAACUUGUUCGGAGGACGUAUAUGUCACGGCAAAAGAAAUUGUACCAGCUUUUGCAUGAGGAACAAUUGGGAGACAGCAAGCCGUCGCAAUUUUUACGUCGUUUGCAGCAUCUAGCCGGAGAAAGUAAUGAGGAUGGCAUUAUAUGUCAUAUUUUUCUCCAGCGUUUGCCCCCUGCGUAUCACGCUGUUUUAGCCGCGGUCGGUGAAGAUGCACCCGUCGAAAAGAUGGCUGAAAUAGCAGAUAAUGUAGCUGACCUAACUUCGGGAUGCACUGCUCCCGUUUCUGCCGUACAGACGCAAGAGCCAGAUCCGCUGGCUAGACAUUUGGAGGGACAACGAAGCCCCCCCCCGUUCUUUCAAUUCGCAACAGGGAAAAGCCUAGGCUGGCGACCGGAGGCGACCCGGUGCGCCGGCGUGGGAGAGGUUUGUAGCUUACUAUUUGUUUCGGACCGCACAACUGGUAUACGUUUGCUCGUGGACAGUGGUGCGCAAAUAUCUUUAAUUCCUGCCACUAGGGCAGACAAGUUAAAAGGCUCUCACAAACUUACCCUGCAGGCCGUGAAUAAGUCGCUCAUCCAGACUUAUGGUCAGAGGUGCCUUACAUUGAAUUUGGGUCUGAGACGGGUUUUCACCCAUUUCUUUGUCCUUGCGGAUGUAGAAAAGGCCAUAUUGGGUGCAGAUUUUUUACACAAAUUUGGUCUUCUCAUUGAUGUUCACAGACGUUGUCUGACAGACCCUAAGACAAAUACUCAAUCGCCGGGAGCCAUUCAUAAUGUAAUUCCAUUAUGUCCUACUGUGGCUAACACAGAAGAUAACCCUAUGUUCUGUGAACUUUUACAAAAGUUUGACAGUAUUACUAAACCGGCUUUUCAUAAAGAUAGUUUACCCCACAAUAUAACACACCACAUCGCUAUUAGCGGUCCUCCUGUUCACAGCCGUCCUCGUCGUCUGGCACCGGAAAAAUUGAGUUUAGCGAAAGCGGAAUUUACCCAAAUGAUGGAACUUGGUAUUAUCCGGCCAUCAAAGAGUAACUGGGCAUCUCCUUUACACCUGGUACCCAAAAGUGGUGGUACCUGGCGAGCUUGUGGGGAUUAUAGGGCACUCAACUCUGCCACUAAACCUGACCGUUAUCCCAUUCCUCAUAUACAUGACGUAACGGCCAUCAUUCAGGAUAGGGUGCUCACGGAACAAGAGAUCCGAGAGUCACGAUACUACCUCCGCUUUGAACCUGAGGCGGCGACUCAGAACAAGAACGAAAUGGGAGAUGAUACUGCUGAGUUAAUAGAAGAAACAUCGCUACCUAAAUCUCCCCGAUAUAAAGUACUCGAGGAAAUUGAUGAAGGUGGCUUCGGUCGAAUUUAUAAAGUUCUAAACACAGAAACCAACCGUGAGUUCGCCUUGAAACGGCUGUGUUACGAGGGUGAAUUUCAGGACGAUAAAUAUGUAUUCGCCGAAGUUUACUGUCUGUCGAAAUUAAAACACCCAAACAUUAUCGAAUUAGAAGAAUUCAUUUUAAAGCCAGAACGACUUUACAUCAUUAUGGAAUAUGCUAGAUACGGCAAUAUUGAACAGUAUGUAAUAAGGAAACACCCAUUACCACCUUCUGAAAAUAUGGGUUACUUCAGUCAAAUAAUGUCUGCUAUUUGCUACUGUCAUUCGCGUAAUAUUGCCCAUAGGGAUUUGACACCAAGCAAUGCUCUUCUUACUGAAAGCUUCAAUUUAAAACUAGCUGACUGGGGACUAGCAACGCCAUGCGGUAAAGACCGAGACAAUCCAAUCUUUAGUGAAGACUACAUCGGUGAUUCUCGCUAUCUUCCACCAGAAGUGUUACGUCGCGCACCGUUCAGCCCGUUACCGACUGAUGUCUGGGGAUUAGGGUGUGUGUUAUUUUUUAUGUUAACUUCCGAGCCUCCUUUUGAAGGCACAGAGACAUCUAUCAUAAACCAGCAAACAGGAUCGGGGGUCAUAUUUCCAGAUUGGCUGAGUGGUUGUGAUAUUCCAGAAACGCUUCGGAUAAUAAAAAACAUCAAUUUUUUAUUAGUAGCAGACGAGUUAAAGAGACCUAAAGUUGAAGAAGCCAGAGAUUUUUUUAUCUCGAGUGGAAAGUAG
Messenger RNA from Acanthosepion pharaonis, 2208 nucleotides. NCBI's taxonomy places the organism in Eukaryota, Metazoa, Mollusca, Cephalopoda, Sepiida, Sepiidae. The record is from the annotation of a GenBank genome assembly.